Marasmius oreades (fairy-ring Marasmius) is the source of this 906-nucleotide messenger RNA. RefSeq lists its product as uncharacterized. The coding region runs from base 1 to 906 and encodes 301 amino acids. The record is from RefSeq and is a predicted model, not a curated record. NCBI's taxonomy places the organism in Eukaryota, Fungi, Basidiomycota, Agaricomycetes, Agaricales, Marasmiaceae. The transcript is spliced from 2 exons.
AUGGCCAGAUAUGAGUGUGUCCUCGCGGAGUGGCAGGACAACAUUUAUUGGAGAAAGGUCGAGGAUGUCCGGAAGCAGCAGGGGAGAAUCAAGGAGAUCGAAGCGGCUGCCCUAGUAGUGGAUGUGAUGGAUCAGCAAAAUACAGAGGAUACGGACCAACAAGAGGGGGUGAAAACUCCGCCACCGCUUGCUGACCUCGGGUCAGGUUCUUCCGCUUCAACGCCCCCCUUAGUUCUUGCGUUGCCCACCGGUACUGAAAGGGAGGCACUCCAGCAGAAGCUCUCUGACCCAGAGUUUGUCGCCCUCUGGAAGGUGGUGUGUCUCCUGUAUGCAGGCGGACCUGCAUCUGGACAACAAAUGCAGCCCAUUGGUGAUCCUGAAGUCACCUGCGACGAAUGCGAGCAUGCGGCUUCCACCAGCGGAUCCAGGGCCAUAUUCCUGUUCUCCAAUAACAGGCGAAUACAGUGCCUCCCGUGCAGCAAGAACCCGUCAAAGCCCAGAUGCUCACUCUCCCACCACCACAUCGCCCUCUGGAAAUUCAUCAAGGAGAAAACCUACCUCCCGAGCAGGAUCCUACCGGUAAACCACCACCCCCAUAUCGUCACCAACAGCUUCAACCCUGAGAAACCGUGGACGAAGAGCAAGGGCGAGGCAAUGGUAGGCAAGCUGGACAUCACCUUGAACGAUAUGGCCAUCAUUCAACAGAGGAAGGCGCAGAUUCAUGUCCGGACCACCAUGACCCAGCUAAACAAGUUGCAGUCGGUGAUCUUAUCAAGUGUCGUUCUGGCAGGGGAGGAACAGCAUGCGUGGUUAACCCUGUUUUCUGACUUUGAAGCACAGGCCAUAAGUGAUUUGACGUUGUUGAACGAGGUGUUGCAGUGCCAGAGGAAGAAAAAGGAGCUGUAG